UAUUGCAGGUUAAAUCUUUCUACUGACGGCUGUUGCUCACUACGGCGACCCGUUUGUGUGCGUUUUCACUUUGUUAAAUUUAUUUAUUUAAUUCAGUUUCGAAUUGGAGUUGCUGGUAAAUAGACGCGUUUGUGGAGCACAAUCUCAGAUGCUAGAGUGUGUGUCAGUGUCAAUAGAGCAGAGGAAAUACUAGUUCCAUAUCAACUAAAUAUUUAAAGCGGAAUUUCCUACGUUUUCGCACAGUGUCUAAUAAAUAUGCGGGAGUAGUUUUGCUAAGUCGGUCGGUCGCGUGCGUGUGAAAUUAUGUCAUACUCACUAUAGUGGCUAUAAAUAUCUAAUAAAACAAAAAAAUUACAUAUAAACAAAUACAUUAACUGAAUAGUGUGCAGUGGUACGCCAACAGGAACUGAGUGUUUGGUGAAAUGAUUUUUACCUGCUCGCUGCUCGCAAAAGUAACAACUUUAUAUAGGCACCUAUGCAUGUACCUACCUGUAUAAACAAAUAAUGCUUGUUGGCGUGUAAAUAGCAAAACAAACAAUUAAGUCAAGCAGAUAGACACCGGUUAACACCGGCGUUCAACCUUGAAACUUGCAUCAACUAUCAAAGCCGCUAAACAGCUUUCCAUUCGAGGGCGUUGGAUUAAAAGUUCGUUCCAUUGCCUUUAAGAUACUCAUUGCUCACACUAUUAAAGACAGCUGGAGCAACAAGAGCGACAAAAGACAUUUGGCGACAUUUGCAUUACUUUUAACACACCUCACUGCCUUUUGAGGAAACGCCCGAAAGAGCACAACUGUGGAAUAUUAAGUAUACAUAUUUAUGUACAUACAUACUUACUACAAAAGCCGAAGUUCAGUAAUAAACAAAGCAGCUGUGUGAAAAUUAAUAACAAAAGCAACAAUAUGGCCAGCAAGUGUACUAUUACAUUUGACAACAAUCCGUUGGGGGUUUAUUAUGCCGGUCAGACGGUUUCCGGCGUGGCGGAGCUAAUCACAACAAGGCCAAAAACGAUUAGAUCCAUUUACAUUAGCGUCUGUGGCCAUGCUGAAACCCGCUGGACGGAAAAUGUAACGAAGCAAGACACUGAGGGUAAACCGCAAAAGACCAUUGAAACCUUUUCCGGCUCCGAGUUGUACUACAGUACGGAAAAUCAUGUUUAUGGUCAAAGUGGCGGUUCACAAAUCGAGUUGCCACCUGGAAAGUAUGCUUUUCCAUUUCAAACGACCAUACCACCAAAUUCGCCAACAUCGUUUAACGGUUCCUGGGGACAAGUGCAACAUGAAGUGGCGUUGGUGAUAGAUCGUGUGAUGCGAUAUGAUAACAAAUUCAAGCAGGGUUAUACGGUGAUAUCGCCAUUCGAUUUGAAUCUCAAUCCAGAGCAUAUGAAACCACUACAAAAGAUUGAGGAGAAAACAUUUUGUUGGGGCUUGUGUUGCGGCGGUAAUGGCCCUAUGGUGUUGCAGGUUAAAGUGCCCUUCUCGGCUUAUGCACCUGGGCAGAAGAUACGUUUCCACGCUUUAUUGGAUAAUCAAUCGGAUGUGCAUUGUUCCGAUGUAAAAGUGCGCUUAAUGAAGAAAGUGAACUUCAGCAGCCGCAAUCCGGAAGCUAAACGCCAAGUUGUAGAGAUCAAAGUUGCCGAUAAUCACUGCGGUGAAGUUAUUAAGCAUAAUAAAGCGGAAUUCAAUGAGUAUUUGCAAAUUCCCUCCACCACACCGACUUCAUUGGAGAACUGUAGUCUUAUCAAAGUUAGUUAUACGCUCAAAUUUAUAGCCAAAGUUUCGCGUAUUCAUGGCGAUCUGGUAAUUGAAUUUCCAUUGACCAUCGGCACUGUACCGUUAUAUGCAAGCGCCAAUGAUGCGGGUCCGGUAACAACACAACCUGGCGCUGGACCAGUCUACAAGCGAUUGCCACCACCAAUGUUCGAGGAGGAUGUCCGUAGCGAACAAUUUGAAGAUAACACAUUCCGUCCGCGUUAUCCUGUUUUUCUCAGUGAUGCCGGUUUGCCAUCGACUGGUAAUGGCCUCAACAAUCAGCCUCUACCACCAUCAAAUGGCGUUUAUCCUUCAAAUAUUGCGCCGGCACCGGGUCCUUCGACGCCAGCACCGGCACCAAUGCCAUCAACACCUCAACAUAAUAAUUCACUACCAGCACACAAUUAUACGCUUUCACCAGGUCCAUCUGCAUACCCAGCCUCGCCUACACCAUCUGCUCCGGCUUUACAUAACGCUGCCGCAAGUCCUAAGCCAAGUUCUUCCAACACCGCUGGCGGUAAUGCAGAAGUGCUCGGUUUCAGCUUGCCGCCAGAUUAUGAACCGACACCGCCACCAGCGCCUGGUUCCCAACCUGGUAUUGGUUGGAAGUGAACUUCGAGGGACUUUUUCAAACAUGGAAAUGUUUUUUUUUUGGUAUCCUGUAAUCGGAAAUUCGAAUA
Messenger RNA from Rhagoletis zephyria (snowberry fruit fly), 2428 nucleotides. RefSeq names its product arrestin domain-containing protein 3. The record is from RefSeq and is a predicted model, not a curated record. Gene Ontology annotation, biological process: protein transport. Lineage: Eukaryota; Metazoa; Arthropoda; Insecta; Diptera; Tephritidae. Gene Ontology annotation, cellular component: cytoplasm.